GUCACUUUAGUGAACAAAAUAUCAACAACACCCACAAUGAAGAUCAUCAUCGCCCUGUUCACGGUUGUUCUGGCCGUUGUCGCCGCUGAGCCAUCGUACUUGACUUCGGUGCUUCCCCAAGCAGUGCCGGUUCCGAUCAGCACCUCGGUGUGGCCACCCUACGGAGUUUACGGAAAGGGACUGGUUCAGCGUUAUGGGCCAGUCGCAAGCUAUCCUGGCUAUCAGGCUGAUGUGUACGGAGGUCUGCCAGUCUAUGAAAACGCAUGGGGAUACUCGGCUCCGGUUGUGGGUGCUUAUGGAAACACAAAGCUCAUCGACAAUGGACUGUGGAACUACGGUGGAUAUGGCUUUGGCUGUAACUGA
This is a messenger RNA of Culex quinquefasciatus (southern house mosquito), 363 nucleotides long. RefSeq lists its product as uncharacterized. The record is from RefSeq and is a predicted model, not a curated record. Bases 37 to 363 code for a protein of 108 amino acids. The transcript has 2 exons. NCBI's taxonomy places the organism in Eukaryota, Metazoa, Arthropoda, Insecta, Diptera, Culicidae.